Messenger RNA from Colletotrichum gloeosporioides, 336 nucleotides. RefSeq lists its product as uncharacterized. Lineage: Eukaryota; Fungi; Ascomycota; Sordariomycetes; Glomerellales; Glomerellaceae. The transcript has a single exon. The record is from RefSeq and is a predicted model, not a curated record. Bases 1 to 336 code for a protein of 111 amino acids.
AUGAGGUCCUCCUUGCUGAUCUCAGUCACCUCGCUCGCGCAUACAUCGUUGGCUGUUUACUGCGAAGCAUCGGCGUACCUUGGCACAGGUCAAGUUGGCAGAUGCACUGGUCAACAUUUAAGUAGGGCGAACCAGACACGACCUGGAACGAGCCGCUGUUUUCCAGCAAUGAAUGGGGCUUGUGGAAUCGUUGCAGACCAGGAGGGGGGCUGCAAUUGCACGAUCAACUUCUUCUCUGGCGGCGACUGCAAUAGGACUUCAGUUGGGCAGUUGUCUUGUCACAACAUCGGUGCCGUGAAACAGAUCAACUUUGAUCACUUUAACAUUCGUUGCUAG